This is a messenger RNA of Arabidopsis lyrata subsp. lyrata, 2317 nucleotides long. Its product is annotated as increased DNA methylation 1. Lineage: Eukaryota; Viridiplantae; Streptophyta; Magnoliopsida; Brassicales; Brassicaceae. Gene Ontology annotation, biological process: negative regulation of DNA-templated transcription. The coding region runs from base 1134 to 1949 and encodes 271 amino acids. The transcript has 8 exons. The record is from RefSeq and is a predicted model, not a curated record. Gene Ontology annotation, molecular function: transcription corepressor activity.
CUCGAUUCUCUUUACUUCCCCUUUUGAAUUUCUAAUUUCGUUUAUCCUUUGUUUUGAUCGUCGAUUUCAAAGUUGCAAAAUCGAUCAUCUCUCUCGAUCUCGAUUUGAGUUCAAAAUUUAUUCGAUUGAAGUUCUGGGUUUCAAAAUCGCGUUUAAUUAAGUUCUAAGGGGUUUCAAAAUCGCGUUUAAUUAAGUUAUUAGUGGUUUUCAAAGUUUCGAUUUGAUUCAAGUUCUUAUUUGGAUAAGAAGACAGAGUGAGAGAGGAAGCAUUCUUCUCAUUGGUUACAGAUUGAUCCUUGUGCAACAACAGAGUACAUAAUCUCUUCAGAUCCAAAAUCAUGGGUGACGAAAUUGUUUUCUUUGAUUUCAUUGCAAUAAACGUUGAACGUAACACGCUCAUACAACAGCCCGUGCAGAGGUUUAUGAUUGAUACUUCCGUCGCUCGAAAUGAAAUCGAUGCUAACGUCUAUAGUAGGGUCUUCGAAAUUCUCAACGGCAAAAUUUGGAUGGGGUAUGACAAAAAUCUCAGUGAUUUGAAGAAUCUUUUCAAUGCUAAUUUCCAUGCAUGUCCUAUUGCUAAAUAUGAGAUAGAUACAACAAAGUGGUUUGCUGAAAAUUUUGAUGGAAGAAUUGAUAACAUGUCGCUCGAAGGUGUUAGCGAUUACUUUAAAUUGGAUGUUGAGAAAUAUGAAAAGCAAUCGAGUUAUAAAGUUGUACGAGAUUGCCAUCUCCAUAUUCAAGUUAUCAAGGUAGCAAUGGGCAUCAUACAACUGGAGGCACUUCUUAAGAAAAAGGAAAAGGAAGAAAAAGAGGCCAAGGAGAACAUAAACGAAAACCAAAAGAAAAAAAAGAAGAAGAGAAAUUGAGGUGGUGGAUCUUUAGAUUCUAAGAACUGAACUCGAAGAUGUUGAAUCUGCUUUGUUUAAUCUAUUGUCAAAUUGGUGGUUGUUGCAGUUAAUUUUACAUUGCACUAGAUGGUUUCUACUUUUUAACAAAAACAUAUGUAUUGAGAAUUAAAUUGGAAUUCGUCAUGAGUUAUCUAUUGAACUGAAUUGUCAUUAACUUUUAACUACACCAGGGUUGUUUUAGGGUCAUCUGAUGCCUGAUUGGAUCUUUUUGAGGUUCAAUUACAGAUGUUUCCUCAUGGUGAUUGGCAUUGCCCCAAUUGUACAUGCAAAUUCUGUAGGGCAGUUGUCGAAGAUGUUAGUCAAACUGUGGGUGCAAAAUGUGUGAGAAAAAAUCUCUUUGAAGGUGUCAAGAAGUACGUCGGUGUCAAACAUGAGUUGGAAGCUAGAUUUUCGUGGUCUCUAGUUCAUAGGGAAUGUACAGAUUCAGAUUUCAUUCUUAGGUGGACACCCUCAUAUUGUGGAAAGCAAUUCCAAGCUGGCCAUAGCUCUCUGACAGUCAUGGAUGAAUGCUUUCUCCCCAUUAUUGACAGGAGGAGUGGGGGUAAAUAUUGUACGAAAUGUCCUUUACAAUUAUUUCAUGGUAACCGCUUAGCUGAGAUGCAGUUCAUUGGAACUCGGCAUGUCUACAGACACCAAGGGAUGUGCCGCCGGCUUUUCAGCGUUGUUGAAUCAACUCUUCAAAAUCUCAAAGUUGAAUUACUUGUUAUCCCUGCAACUGCUGACUUAAGCCAUGUUUGGAUAUCCAAAUUCGGGUUUAAAUAUGUCGAGGAUUCUCUGAAGAAAGAAUUGCGGUCCAUGAAUCUACUAGCCUUUCCUGGUAUUGAUGUGUUACAGAAAGAGCUGCUAGCACCAAGACAUGCCAAGUCUGCUGCUGACACAGAAGACUGUGACCCAUGCAAUGAAGACACUGAUUCUGCGAUCAAAACUAAUGAAGUUUCCGUCUUUAAAACUUUCUCUGUAUCAAUUCAAUUUUUUGAGAAGUUGAAAAUUUCUUCAAGUUUGAUUAGUUUUGAUCCGUUUAUGACAUUUUCAAAGGUUUAAGUGUUCAUUUUAUAUGUUGUCUUGAAAUUUGAUUAAGUGUUUGUGAUUUAGCAACUUGCUUCACAUGGAUUGUUCCAUGUACAUGUAAGAGCUACUGGUGGCAUUCACAUUGAUGAUCAUCAUACUAAUGAAGAUGUUGCUCUUGCUAUUGGUACAGUAAGUAGUCAAGUGUAAUUGGUUAUUGUUGGUCACAAGGAUCUUAUUGCUCUCUCUGGUUCUAGAAUCUAGACUUUGUUCAUCUGUGUUGUAUUAGUGGUAGUCACCAAUAGCUCUUUCCUCAUUACGAGUGCUCCUGCUCGUGAUUCAUGGAGCUUUCUCUGUAAUUUUCGCAUGUUACAACUGAUAAAUUUGAUACUCUUGUUUUCUUC